Formica exsecta is the source of this 1731-nucleotide messenger RNA. RefSeq lists its product as uncharacterized. The coding region runs from base 1 to 1731 and encodes 576 amino acids. The transcript has 12 exons. Lineage: Eukaryota; Metazoa; Arthropoda; Insecta; Hymenoptera; Formicidae. The record is from RefSeq and is a predicted model, not a curated record.
AUGAGACCAGAAGAAUCGGGAGAUGAGUAUUCGAAAGGAUGCGCUCAUCUACGUUGCGAGAACGGCAGUCAAUGCAUUAAACGGAGGUUUUGGUGCAAAGAUUCACCUUGUCCCGGAAUGUUGUACUGUUCCAAGUCCAGAAAAGAAUCAUUGAAAGGACCUCUAACGUGCGACACUGUUCGCUGCAGCAGAGGACACGUAUGCAUUGUUAAAGUUAGAGAAUGCCAUUGGGAUACAGGAUGCAAGCAACAAAUAGCUCGCUGUAUAUCGGAGAAGGAAUAUUACGAGGGUGCAGCUUUUUGCGCCGGUUUCGAGUGUCCUUCUGGAAAACGUUGCAUCUUACGGGAAACCCAUUGCAUCAAUCCACCCUGCAAGCUUAUCAGAAGCUGCGCGGAGCUAGCAGAUGUGCAGACUUGGUUCGACGAAUGUAGAAGUUUGAACUGCACCUCGGAAUACGAGUGUUUCUUACGGCGAUCAUGUUUUGAUUCAUGGUGCUCGCAUAUACCUGAUUGCACGCUUACCGUCGAAGACGUGCUAAUCAGCAAGUACUGCCACGGCUGGAUUUGCCCACGAUCGCAAAAAUGCGUAGUACGAAUUAUAGGUUCUUGCAAAGGUUUUAACUGUACCAUCGAGAGAUCAUGUCGUACAAUUAUGAUCUCGUCUGUCCAACACGGCGCGAAUGACAAGGUCGUCGAGCAACCCCCGGCCAGAAAAACUUUGGCACAAAUGGAAAGCGAGCUGAUUCGUCAAGAACAGGAGAAAAAAAUGAAUUUACAGACGAGUUAUCCAAUUACAGGGGAAAAGCCAACUUUGACGAUUUCAACGCAAAGAUCAAGUCUACACCAUACGACAUUCACAAAACUUGACACGGAAAUUUCAUUGACUCAUCGGCAAGCCGCAACUACGAGAAAUCUAAUCACGAAAUCAUUCAAGUCAUCGACAAACCAACCAGAUUUGACGCUGCCUUAUUCUCAAUCUUGGUGGAAUUACAAUAAAUUAUCGACGAACAAUUCCACCGAAGUUUUGUCGAACAAUGCAACUUUUCCGCCAAGUUUGCCUGUCGAAGAAAAGAUUGAGUUAACUACGUCGCGUGACACGAAAAGAUUAGAGAUGCCGAAGAAGAUCUACGUAGCGAGCAACGACGCGUUGCCGCUUCCCAUGGUGUUUGAAGGCAUGUUUGAAGACAUUAACUUUGUCGGACAAAAUUAUUCAAUCUGGAUAAAGAACGAUCCGAUAUCAUCGGAGAUAGAGGACGAGGAUGACGACGCAUGGGAACCACAGGAACCGUAUAGGAUCUUAUUGCCGCCGUACGCGCCGGUGACAAGAGGACGAGGACAACUCUUUCCGUUUUUUACUAACGCAUUCGAUCGUUCUUUCAACGAGGCAACAGCUUUAAUAUUUUUGCCAGAAAUAACAUUUAUAGAUACAACGGCUUCAAAGGAUAAUAUCUCGACAAUUGUGGAUAACAAGUUUGGUAAAUAUAUCAAUGAUUCGUCUAGUUAUUAUACGAGUUUUCCUGCAAAGGAAAAGACAAAUACUAUUUCAUCAAAUAUUCAUAAAGAAUCGGACAAUUAUUAUGACCAGCGAUUGCGGUUUAUGAUUUACGAUUAUCUAAAUCGGUAUGAGUCGCAAUCAACGCACAAACAAGAAUUCAAAUCAAGCGUCGUUAAUUCUGCAAUAGAUCAUUCGUGUAAGAAUAAUUCUGACAAUCUUACAUUAUGUCGCAUAUAA